Molecule: messenger RNA, 2222 nt
Organism: Aspergillus uvarum CBS 121591
Lineage: Eukaryota; Fungi; Ascomycota; Eurotiomycetes; Eurotiales; Aspergillaceae
Product: biotin--[acetyl-CoA-carboxylase] ligase BPL1
Exons: 5
Coding region: 174-2222 (682 amino acids)
Biological process (GO): protein modification process
Cellular component (GO): cytoplasm
Molecular function (GO): biotin--[biotin carboxyl-carrier protein] ligase activity
Source: RefSeq, a predicted model, not a curated record
CCACUCGUCUGGCUCAUCAUCAUCAUCCUCCGCCGCGUUUUCAACCGGGGGAUUUUGUCUCUCUUCCUUGUUCGUCAUUGUUUGUUCUGUAGCUGCUCUUCGACCGGAGAGUUGCAGUUGCGAAGAGAAACUUCCGAGACCCGAACGUUGCACGGUUGAACCGUUCCUCCGCCAUGGCGACGACAACCCCCAAUCUGACCGGGAAAAAGGUCAACGUUCUUGUCUACUCCGGAAAUGGCACCACCGUCGAGUCCGUCCGCCAUUGCCUCUACUCCCUCCGCCGCCUGCUGGCCCCUCACUACGCCGUCAUCCCCGUCACCGCCGACAUGCUCCUCCACGAACCCUGGACCCUGACAUGUGCAUGUCUCGUCUUCCCCGGCGGUGCCGACAUGGGCUACUGUCGUGCCCUUAACGGUGCCGGAAACCGUCGCAUCGAACAAUUCGUCAAGCGCGGGGGCGCCUACCUCGGUUUUUGUGCGGGGGGUUACUACGGCUGCCGCCGGUGUGAGUUCGAGGUCGGCGAUAAAACGCUGCAGGUGAUCGGCGAGCGCGAGCUGGCCUUUUUCCCCGGCACCUGUCGCGGGGGUGCCUUCCCCGGAUUUGUCUACCACAGUGAGGCCGGCGCCCGCGCCGCCGAGGUGAAGGUGGCCAAGGACGCUUUGCGGGCGGGCGUGGUCCCGGAGCAGUUCCGGUGCUACUACAAUGGUGGCGGUGUGUUCGUUGGUGCGGCGCAGUAUGCGGACCGAGGCGUUGAGGUGCUGGCCAGCUAUUCUGAGGAGGUCAAUGUUGACCCCGGUGAGGGUGGCGCCGCGGCCGUGGUCUACUGUCGCGUGGGUGAAGGUGCCGCCAUUCUCACGAGUCCCCAUCCGGAGUUUGCAGCGGUGAACCUGGAUAAGAAAAACGGGGGUGCGGAGUAUGCCAGGGUCGUCGAUGCUCUGGCGGCCGAUGAUACCGGUCGCACUGACUUUCUGAAAGCGUGUCUAAUCAAAUUGGGUCUGCAAGUGAGCCAAACAACGACGACGGUGCCUUCACUCUCCUCGCUGCAUUUGUCAGCUCUGGAGCCUACCGAUACGGCCAACCUUGUGGCCUUGUGGGAUGAGCAUAUCACCAAGGAUGGUGAUAAGGAAGUUCUCAAGGAUGAGAAUGAUACGUUCCGCAUCGAGCGUCCUGGAACUUGGAACCUGGGUGAGUUGGAGGCCUCGCUUCCCGCCCUGUCGGAGACGCCGACGGCGACCCCGACGGAAGGUAUUGUGGAUUACAACGCGAUCGUCAAGCGACUGGUGAUCCAUGACGAUGUGCCAUCAUCUAAGCUGACACCCUACUUCAACCACCAUGCGUUUUAUUCGCACCUGCGCGAGUACCAGGGACAAUCCCGAGAGGGUGCCUCUGUAUUCGGCUCCAACCUGGUAUACGGGGAAGUGGUCACCAGUACGAAUACGAUUCUGGAAAAAAACCCGAAAUUGCUGCGCACACUGCCCACCGGCUUCACCGCCACGGCCACCACCCAGGUUGCUGGGCGGGGUCGGGGCUCCAAUGUCUGGGUAUCGCCUGCAGGGGCUUUAAUCUUCUCAACGGUGUUGCGGCACCCGAUGGAGAAGAUCCAAUCAGCCCCGGUGGUGUUCAUUCAGUACUUGGCUGCGAUGGCUGUGGUGCAGGGUAUCAAGCGGUACGACGAAGGCUACGACGCCAUGCCGGUCAAGAUGAAGUGGCCCAACGACGUGUACGCGCUUGACCCGGAGCACCCCGAGAAACAACAAUACUCGAAAAUUUGCGGAAUCCUGGUGAACUCGCACUACUGCGCCAACGAGUACAUCUCGGUGGUAGGAAUUGGGGUCAACGCAACCAACGCAUCCCCCACCACGUCGCUGACGGCAUUGGCGAAACGCUUUGUGGGCCCCAGAGCGGCCCCCAUCACGUUGGAGAAGCUGCUGGCACGGAUUCUGACGACCUUUGAGGAAUUGUACGGACGGUUCCUGCGGACAGGCUUCGACCGAGAAUUCGAGGACCAGUACUAUGCGGACUGGCUGCACAUGCACCAGGUUGUCACCCUGGAGGAGGCUGGAGGAGCGCGGGCUCGCAUCCAGGGCAUCACUCGAGAUUAUGGACUGUUGUUGGCGCAGGAGCUGGGCUGGGAUGACCGACCGACGGGUCGUGUGUGGCAGCUGCAGAGCGACAGCAACAGUUUCGAUUUCUUCCGGGGGUUAGUGCGGCGGAAGGUUUAG